UCUUGCUCAUUUCCUGAACUUUGUCUAUGCAGUUUUGUCUUGGCUUCCAAUAUAUCUAAUCGCAUUUUUACUUAUCAAAUCUUUUUAAUAAUUAUUUUAUCAGCAGAUUGCGAAAUUAAAUACUAAUAAUUAAUUAAUUGUAGUUUGUAAAAGUAAAUUAUUAAUAAUUAAUAGUUAAUUUUACGUUUCUUAUAUAUACAUUUUUUAUUUUAAUUAUUACUGAUUAUUAUUUAUUAAUCAUUAUAUUAAUAUAAUUAUUAUAUUAUUAGCUGCAAUUUAUAUUUAAUAUUUAAAUAUUUUGUUUUAAUUAUUUUAGUAAGCUGUUCAAAUCUUUUACAUUAUUAUUCUUACUUCCCAUUUUUUUACGUAUGAUUUUAAAUUUUUUUCCUCAGAUUCAUACAUUGGCAUAAUAAUGGGCACGUGCAACCUUUUGGUUCUUGCUUUUACAUUUGGGUUACAUGUUAGUAAAUAUGGCUAAUAAUAUAAAAGCCUUUAGGUUUUCGAGAAAUGUAUGGUUUUAUCUUUUGAUGUAUUUUCAGUCUAGUGAAACUGCAAGUUUUGUUUAAUUUUUUCGUUUAUACCCUUUUAGCAUGCAAGUUUUUCCGGUUACAACAAGUUGCUUAAAGACGUGGCAAACCACGUCGACGCGGACUAGGCUCAAUCGGCGGACAUGGCGUUGAGCCAGAAAUGGUAGCUUUUUAAGCUUGUUUAAAAAACAAGCUUUUGGGUAAUAGGGCUAAUGAAAUAAAAGUCAUUAAGUUUUUAUAAAAUCUUUGGUUUUACCCUUUGACCUAUUUUAGGUUCAGUAACAUCGAAAGUUUUGUUUAAUUUUUUCAUUUAUAGCUUUUUAGCAGGUUUUCUCGGUUACAAGUUGCUUACAGAAGUUUUGUUUAAUUUUUUUCGUUUAUAGCUUUUUAGGAGGUUUUGUCGGUUACAAGUUGCUUACAUACAAAGUGUCUAACUAGGGUUUCUAAGCAGGAGGUCUUGGGUUCAAUCCCAGACAAAUACUAACAUGGUCGUUCAAAAAAAAAACAAGUUAGUUACAUACAUGGCAAACAGGCCAACUUUUUAAGCUUGUUUGAAAAACACACUCUUGGGGAUUACAUUAUUCGUAGGUGCGACCUUUGGAUGUCAAGGGCAAUACCUUUACCAUUAAACUGACUUUAUUUGAUGUCUCUAAUGCUGAAAACUUGUAUAUACUAUAUGAAAGGUUGGGACCUUUUUCUAUUGUUAUUAUUAUCAUUUGUCUGCAUAGUGCUCGAUCCUUGUAGUGAAAUGUUAUCCAGUGAAGUUAUUUCACGUACAACAUUAGGUAGUAACAUUGAAGAAGGGAAUAUAAUAUUUGAGCUACAACGGGAACUAGCAGUGUUAGUUAUAGACGCUAUACAAUCAUUCUACAUUCCUGGAUCGAGGUUUUUGCCAACAAAAACCAAUAACAGGAUAAAGAAAAUUGACCGAGAAGUGAGGGCUACCAUAAGGAGUAUCAUUGACAAACGAACAAUCGCAAUGAAAGCUGUAGAAAGGAGUAAAGAUGACUUGUUGGGAAUACUCUUGGAAUCAAAUUACAGAGAAAUUAAACAUGGGUAUAAGAAUUCUGGAUUAACCAUUGAUGAAGUAAUCGAUGAGUGUAAGCUUUUCUACUUUGCUGGACAAGAGACUAUUGGAAUCUUACUAGUUUGCACUAUGUUUUUGUUGGCUCAGCACACAAAUUGGCAAGAGCGUGCCAGAGAAGAAGUUUCACAAGUAUUUGGGCAUGAAAAAACAGAAAGCAAUGGGUUGAAUCGUUUAAAAAUUGUGAGCCUUUCAAUACCUUUAUAAAACCAUACAUCCUUGUUACACCCUCGAACCAGACGGCGGAAACGUCCGAAGGCUCGUGUGACUAUCAAUUAAAUACCAUCUCAAUGAAUAUACAUGAACAAACACAUAUAUCACCAACAUUACAUAGUACAACUGUCAUUGUUCACAUCAAGUACAUUGUUUAAAUAUUACAUAUCGAUACCAUAAAUUGUUUGAGAGUCACAAAACGUAACAUCCUAACAUACUUGGUAACUUUCUUCAGCUUAUCUGUUACCUGAGAAUACAAGUUGUUUUGAAAACGUCAACAUAUAUAAUGUUAGUGAGUUCAUAAUCAUGUUUGAUAUAAAAUUAGUUUGUAUUGUUUGUAAAACCCAGAAAAUCCAAUAUUUUCUGUUCAAAAACCGUUUGCGAAAAAGAUGCGAUGAUCCUAUAAGUGCAUAUAUAUGUGAUUUCAAAACAAGUAAAAGUGAUUGUUUGAUUAUUGUAUUAUAGUGUUGUAUGUAGGAGUGCAUAAUGUUGUUCCCCUGGAAAACCCGAUGUUUCCCGAUAUAAGUAGUAUGAUAGUUUUGUAUUAUUGUAUCGUCACAACAAAUGAAUAUGUUUUCCCAUGAUUACUUAGAUGGUGUUGGAUCUCUAUGUGAGUCGUUAUAACCAUGCAUAAUAAUGACUAAUUCGCCUGUCUUGGCAUUUUUCCAAACGCCGGUUUUGAUCAAGAUUUUGUCACCCUAGACUGGUCGAGUCUAACUGUAGCGAACAACUCAGGUGUGGGGGAGUCACCCCCGUAUAGAUCUAUACACAAACUCUCGCUCUACCUCCAGGAGACUCUGGUUAUACUACCGACUACGACCGACACUUAUUAGUGUCACCCGUUAUUUCCCACUAAAUCCAACUGAAAUUGUAUAACCUUGUUUACAACUUGAUUUAUGUUUACUUGAAUAAAAGGUAAGCCUAACAGACGAAGAGAAGAGGGCUGCAAAGAUCCACUAAUCAUGUAUGUUAUUAUAGGUUGUCGAGUAUACGGCGGACACGUUAGCCCAUCACGCAUAUGAUUGAUUUGAACCUUACUAGCAAAUGCAAAUGGGGCAUUAAGGCCCAAUAGCAUGUAAAAGCCAUUGAAGGUCCAUUAGGCAUGUAAUUGGAUCACCAAGACCCAAUAAACAUGUUUGAAUAUAUUGGGCCCAAUAAUCAUGAUAUUGGGCCACAAAGACCCAAUAGCACGAGCAGAAGCUUUUGGGCCCAAUCAUUGAAUCAUUUAUGGUUUAUCGAGUUUAAGUUCGUAGUGUUGGUAUUUGUUGUAUGCUAAAUGUUUAUUCGCAAUGUUAAAAAUAUCUUAACAUUUGAUUUAUACCUUCAUCGUUACUUUCAUCUCCAU
This is a messenger RNA of Lactuca sativa (garden lettuce), 3169 nucleotides long. The record is from RefSeq and is a predicted model, not a curated record. Lineage: Eukaryota; Viridiplantae; Streptophyta; Magnoliopsida; Asterales; Asteraceae.